Molecule: messenger RNA, 690 nt
Organism: Urocitellus parryii (Arctic ground squirrel)
Lineage: Eukaryota; Metazoa; Chordata; Mammalia; Rodentia; Sciuridae
Source: RefSeq, a predicted model, not a curated record
AUGUCAACCCCCUCCUCUUUCCUCCCUACACACCUCCUGCCCAGCCACUCCUCUCGGGUUUCCUGGGGCCCCUGGGCCUACUCUCGAACACACCUCCUGCCUGAACACCUCGUUUCUUUCCGCACCACUCGAGACCCCCAGACGCCCUCCGGCCCUCCCUGGCUCCUCGCGCUCGGCCUGCCAGCCGCACUUCCCCCUACCGGGACCCCCUCUUCCACCAUUCCCCUUCACGCCUCGGGUGGCCUUCCCGGUAUCUGCCCCUCACMCGCAACGUUAACCUGGCAUCGGCUUUCCAUUUCUGCCUCGAGUCCCCUGUCUCCUCCUUCCACGGCCACCCCGUUCGCCCCUUGCCCUCCCAAAACCCCUCACAACCUCCUGAACCUCUACACGCUGUCCCCACCCGCCAGAAUGUCCUCCAUACCUCUCGCACUCGCCCUUGCCCCACGGGCCCCCCAAACCUACCCGAAGGCCCUCCACCCUCCACUGGGCUGGAUCCCUGUACCCGCCACUCUCCUCCAAUCUACCCACACCCUCGGCCCGGCCCCCAAGCCUCUCCCCCAGCUCCUGCCCCCAAUGUCCUCCAACACCUGCCCGGAGCCCUCCAGCCGACCCAGAGCUCCCGGCGCCCGUCCCCCACGCUGCCCACGCCCUCCGGGUGCUCGGGGCCGGGACCCCAUCCCCCGAAGGUGA